Messenger RNA from Empidonax traillii (willow flycatcher), 610 nucleotides. RefSeq names its product RNA/RNP complex-1-interacting phosphatase-like. Gene Ontology annotation, biological process: protein dephosphorylation. The coding region runs from base 38 to 592 and encodes 184 amino acids. The transcript has 7 exons. The record is from RefSeq and is a predicted model, not a curated record. Gene Ontology annotation, molecular function: protein tyrosine/serine/threonine phosphatase activity; polynucleotide 5'-phosphatase activity. Lineage: Eukaryota; Metazoa; Chordata; Aves; Passeriformes; Tyrannidae.
GGGGCGGGAGCGGAAGUGACGCAGCGCUGUCGCCAUCAUGGCGGGCAAGGGGGCGUCCCGGGUCCCCGAGCGGUGGACAGACUACAUCCCCCUGGGCAGGAGGAUACCGGGAACCCGCUUCAUCGCCUUCAAGGUGCCCCUGAAGAAGAGUUUUGACAGGAAUCUCUCUCCAGAGGAGAGGUUUUCCCCCCACGACCUCCUCAGGAAAAUCAGGGAGAGGAAGGAGGAGCUGGGGCUGAUCAUCGACCUCACCUACACCCGGCGCUACUACGGGCCAGAGGAGCUCCCAGCCACGCUCUGCUACUCGAAGAUCCUGACCAUGGGGCACGAAAUCCCCAGCAAACACACCAUUUUCCAGUUCAAGUGUGUGGUGAAGAAGUUCCUGAAUGACAACAAGGACAAUGACAAACUCAUCGGGGUUCACUGCACCCAUGGCUUGAACAGGACUGGCUACCUGGUGUGCAGGUACCUGAUUGAUGUGGAAGGCAUGGAGCCCAACGCUGCCAUAGAGUUGUUCAACAAAUCCCGAGGGCAUCCCAUAGAGAGAACCAACUACAUCCAGGAUCUCAGGAACAGAGCUGGGAAAAAGUGAGUCCUGGUGUGUCCAGAA